CGUGUAGAGUGCGGUUUUACCUUUCCGGCCAGCAAAAAUGUCGUCCCAGCUUGUUUGGGAGGUUGUCAAGAAGCACAACAGCUUUAUGCGCAAGGGCGUGAAGGGCCUGGUCUUCAGCGCUGAGCCGGGCAACCUGUACAACAAGCACAGCUACAAGUUCUCUGGCCUGGCGAACACCAAGGUUGUGGACAUCCAGGCUGAGGGCGACAAUGUUAAGUUCUCUGUUGGCCGCGUGAAGACGGCUCAACAGCCCAAGAAAUCCAAGCACAGCGUGAUUAUUAAGAAGGACGGCCGCGCCGUGCUGAAGGCCGUUGGCAAGCAGGUGGCCUCCUACCGGCCAGACUUGAAGGCUGCCGCUCAGGCGCGUGCUGCUGCGGUGCACAAGAGCAUCCGCGUGCGGAAGGCGAAGAAGUAAGCACUGGUUGGAGAGCUGGAUCGGCGAUUAUGCUUGUCGGCCUGGGGAGUUGCUGCAGCCGCGGGGCCUGUGACGAUUCGACGUGGAUACUUUGCUGAUUUCUGCUGAAAUGUAAACUGGUAUUCAAGCGUCCA
This is a messenger RNA of Volvox carteri f. nagariensis, 549 nucleotides long. It is a transcript of the gene rpl28, whose product is annotated as component of cytosolic 80S ribosome and 60S large subunit. The record is from RefSeq and is a predicted model, not a curated record. Gene Ontology annotation, molecular function: structural constituent of ribosome. Gene Ontology annotation, biological process: translation. Bases 38 to 415 code for a protein of 125 amino acids. The transcript is spliced from 5 exons. NCBI's taxonomy places the organism in Eukaryota, Viridiplantae, Chlorophyta, Chlorophyceae, Chlamydomonadales, Volvocaceae. Gene Ontology annotation, cellular component: ribosome; cytosolic large ribosomal subunit.